UGAGGCAAACUAAAAUCAACGUGGCCUCUCGCAGGCUGUACGGAAAGAGACGGGGCGCGAGGGGAGGGAGCAGAGAGGAGGGUGAUGCUGUGGUCUGAGGAGCGGCUCUUCUCUUUCACCUCACCUCCCCUGUGAUGCUGUGCAGCUUCUGAUCGCGUUUUUUGUUUUUUUUCUCCUCCUCCUCCUCCUCCUCCUCCUCCUCCUCCUCCUACAUUUUCAACACGUCCCUGUUUCGGGGAGCGGUGUCGCUGAAUCACCAUGUCGGACUCUGAGGACAUGACGGAGUUCGCCAGCAUCGUGGAGCGGAUCGAGCGGGGCGAGGUCCCGAUCAAAAACAUCGAGAGGGAGCUGAUCUGCCCCAUCUGUAAGGAGCUCUUCACCCAUCCGUUGAUCCUGCCCUGCCAGCACAGCGUCUGCCACAAGUGUGUCAGGGAGCUGCUGAUGCUCAACCAUGAGGACUCCUUUGACGCCGGCUCCGAGUGCUCCCUGCCGGGCAGCCCCCGGUCCAGGGUGCCCUCCCCUUCCAUGGAGAGGCUAGACAGGCUUGUGAGAUCAGCCACAGUGCGAAGGUCGCUUGGAAGUCGAGGCUCCAUGUCGUCCCCCGGGUGGCGUCGAGGCUCCGUGACGCCACGGGUCACCGCCAUCCCGUGCCCGGGCUGCCAGCACGACAUCGACCUCGGCGAGCGCGGCAUCAGCAUGUUGUUCCGCAACUUCACCCUGGAGAACAUCGUCGAGCGCUACCGCCAGGCGGCCCGCGCGGCCGUGGCCAUCACGUGCAACAUCUGUAAGCCGCCGCAGCAGGAGGCUACAAAGAGCUGCAUGGACUGCAAGGCCAGCUUCUGUAACGAAUGCUUCAAGCUGCACCACCCAUGGGGCACACCCAAAGCGCAGCAUGAGUACGUUGGGCCCACCACAAAUUUUAGGCCCAAGGUGCUCAUGUGUCCAGAGCACGAGAUGGAGAAGGUGAACAUGUACUGUGAGGUCUGCAGACGACCCGUGUGUCACCUCUGCAAGCUGGGAGGAUCCCACGCCAACCACAAGGUCACCUCCAUGAGCAGUGCCUAUAAGAUCCUCAAGGAGAAGCUGGCCAAGAGUAUCCAUUACCUCAUCAGCAAAGAGGACCAGGUCAGGACUCAGAUUACUGAUCUCGAGGUGCUCAUCAAUCAGACCGAGGAAAAUGGACAGGUAGCAGAGCGUCAAGCCAACGAGCACUUUGAGCACCUGUUUGAGACUCUGCAGGAGAGGAAGUCAGAGAUGCUGAAGUCCAUCGAACAGUCCAGAAGCCGACGCCUGGACCAGCUGAAGGUUCAGGUGGAGGAGUACCAGGGCAUGCUGGAGAACAGCGGUCUGGUGGGCUACGCUCAGGAGGUGCUGAAAGAGACGGAUCAGUCGUGCUUCGUACAGACUGCGAAGCAGCUGCAUACCAGGAUCCAGAAGGCCACGGAGUCUCUGAGGACCUUCCACCCGGCAUCUGACCCCUGCUUUGAUGAGUUUGUGCUGGACGUAUCCAAAGAGGAAACUCUGCUCAAAGAGAUGUGCUUUGGUGGAGUUCCAGACCCUCCUCUGAUCGACCUGUCCAAUAGCAGGGUCUAUAACGAGGCCUCGAUCUUCUGGAGGCUGUCUGAUGACCACCUACCCACAGAUCACCACAUGCUUGAGUACCGCAGACUCGGGGGCCCGAGCAAGUCCCCGUCCCAGGAGGACAGCGAGGACAGUGGGGCCUGGAGGACUACAGAGAAGGUGUACGGUCCCAGCACUGUGGUGAGUGACCUGGACCCUGACAGCCUGUACUCCUUCAGGGUCCGAAGCUGCAGGAACUCCAUGUUCAGCCCCCACAGCCCCGAGGUUACCUUCCACACGCCGCCUGCACCUGCUUUUGGCUUCCUAUUCAGCGACAAGUGUGGCUUCAGUACGGAUCGCCUCAUUCUGAACAAGCGUCGGGACACUGUGGAAAGUGUGGCGAGCAUGGCCUUCCUCCUUGCAGCAGAACGUGUGCAGACGGGCAGCUACAUUGGCCUGGACUACAUCAUUGGGGACACGGGCAUCUCCCAGGGAAGACACUACUGGGCCUUUAAGGUGGAGCCGUACUCCUACAUGGUUAAAGUUGGAGUGGCCUCUGACUCAAAGCUGCUCGAAUGGUUCCACAAUCCCAGAGACACCAGCAGCCCGAGGUAUGACCAAGACAGUGGUCACGACAGCGGCAGUGAGGACACGUGCUACGAGCUCUCCCAGCCCUUCACCCUCCUCACCCUGGGGAUGGGCAAACUCUUCAUCCCCAAGACCUCCUCAUCCUCUACAGUGAGCGCCACGCCUGGCGACCCUGGCGGCCGCGUGCUCCCCAUGCCGCAGCGCUUGGGCGUGUGCCUCGAUUACGACGCCAGCCGGGUGUUCUUUUACGACGCCGACACCAUGCGGUGCCUUUACGAGAGGCAGGUGGAUUGCUCGGGAACGAUGUAUCCAGCUUUCGGGCUCAUGGGCGGCGCCAAGGUUCAACUGGAGGAUUUCAUCACUGCUAAGAGACUGACGUUCUGAGGAGGGCUGGAGGAAGCGGACGCGUUAGGAGCCGCAUCUUUAGUAAUGGGAGGAGUAGGUUUUAAUGACAGGGUGAUGGAGUACGAUCCAAAAUCGUUUUUUUGUUUGUUUUUUGAUCAGAGUCUUCAGUACUAAAUGGGCUCUCUGCCAGAGAUUUACAGCUGGCUUUUUUAAUGUAUGAUCCUUACACGAGAGUAAGACGCUGAGUAGAAGUAUCCUCAUACAAAGGUCUUCAGAUGUUGGUGUGUGAAAGAUCUUCUCUACGUACCAAAGUCUGUGUUAAUUACAUUUGACCUGGUUUUAAUUGUCCGCUAUCAUUAACUGUUAAUAUAGUGGAAUUAGCUAUCCGUCUGCAGCUACUUUAAAUCCUUUUUAACAUGAAACGCCUUUGUUUAUACUUACUGCUCCUACUUUGCAAGACAUGUUCAUGGAUUAAGUAUUCAUUUUUGGGUGAUUUUUGUUUUUGGCUCUUUAACUACUUGUGCAAAAGUAGCAACAUAAGUUAAGAUGUAAUGGUGGUGGACCUAAGAGCCUUGUAGCUACUAUAAAGCUAGUGCCUUUGUGCCUUUUUUUAAUUUUUAUUUAUUUUUAAGGAAAUGCGUCUUUGUUUGCUCUAGCAAGCAGAUGUUGGUGUCAUUGCACAAGCAUCAUAGAAAUACUUUGCAUAAAUACUGUAUAAUAGGUUUUUAUUGUAAUUUGUCACAGACAAGGUUGUAACUGGUAUUACUGUACUUCCCUUUUUCCUCCCUACCGAUCACUGAAAACACUACCUUUCCUCUAUGUCACAAUUAUGUUUAGCAGUUUUUGCACAAUGAAUGAAGCGUGUCACGAUAAUCUUUCAUCCCGUUUUGAUCACUACCUACUUGCUUCUUCACAUUAAUGUCUCCCAUUGACUGUCCCACUCUGAAGCGUUUCUCCUUUUACCAUCAACGUUGAUCCUUGGAGUUACUUUGAUUUUUAGAGCCUCUCACUGUUUGCACAGCUCUGAAUGUCACUUCCACACUGUAAAAUCAGCCUGCUACCCGAACACUGUGUACUUGUAGUCAACGUCUGUUACACUGCUGCAAAGGUGCUAACGCCCAAAGCGCGGGGAAAGUGGCGGCGCUGACCAAUCUGUGGCCUGGCAGCCUCGACCGGUUUUAAAAACACUCCAGCGCAACACUUCAGGUUCUUACAAAAAGUACUCACGAGCACAUUUCGGGACCAUUUUUUAUUUAUCUAUUUUUACUAAAAACUGGUUUACUUGCAGUGCAGACGCAUGGGGUGUAGCAUACUAGUACGUCACAGGGAGAUGGGCUAUCAGACGGAUCACAUAAGUAGUUGAUUGGCUUUGGUUUAAAUCAGUCUAAGAAGGCUCACUAGACAGGUGCUGGGUUUUUCUACAGACGUGUACUGCAUCUUUUCUUUGUUCAGUUGUGUGCAUUUAGAUUUCUGCAGGGUCAGGGUAAUGGAUGUGUGUGUUUUCUCAGGUUUCCUGCCCUGAUGGGGGGCCUUUUGCUACCUACCUCUAUCCAUCGGGCCUGGGAAACCUUACUGCUGUACAUUCUGCUCACAGAAAUGAGUUUGGUUUGAUUUGCUCAGUAUCUCCGCCUUCUGUUUAAUGUUGAUUUGUAAAUUGAUUCUUUUUUUUUUUUUUUAAAUGUUUGCUUCAACUUUCAUGUACAUGUUAAUCCAGAGUAUAUUAUUUUCAGUGAAAUAAAGUACACCUUAAAUGUUAGUGGGUGUUUUGCUUGUGGACUUGAAAGCUGUGUAUUACUAUUGGUGUAACUUGCAAAUGUUCAGCUGCCUUUGUCGAGGGAGAGCUUUUCAAAUGGUACUAAACUUUUCUUCCUGCUUUG
Molecule: messenger RNA, 4370 nt
Organism: Pungitius pungitius (ninespine stickleback)
Lineage: Eukaryota; Metazoa; Chordata; Actinopteri; Perciformes; Gasterosteidae
Gene: trim36
Product: tripartite motif containing 36
Exons: 14
Coding region: 259-2532 (757 amino acids)
Biological process (GO): acrosome reaction; spindle organization
Cellular component (GO): acrosomal vesicle
Molecular function (GO): ubiquitin-protein transferase activity; protein binding; zinc ion binding
Source: RefSeq, a predicted model, not a curated record